Pyrgilauda ruficollis (rufous-necked snowfinch) is the source of this 2373-nucleotide messenger RNA. It is a transcript of the gene DRC1, whose product is annotated as dynein regulatory complex subunit 1. The coding region runs from base 1 to 2373 and encodes 790 amino acids. The record is from RefSeq and is a predicted model, not a curated record. The transcript has 17 exons. Gene Ontology annotation, biological process: axonemal dynein complex assembly; regulation of cilium movement; cilium-dependent cell motility. Gene Ontology annotation, cellular component: axonemal dynein complex; axoneme. Lineage: Eukaryota; Metazoa; Chordata; Aves; Passeriformes; Passeridae.
AUGGAAAAGUCGGGAAAACUCCGGGAUCCCCCUCACCUGCACGGCGGGAUCCCGGCAGAGCUUCGGGAAUCCGCCGGGAAUUCCGGCGCGGAUUCCCGGGAAUCCUUCCCGCUCCUCUCCCGGCGCAGGGGGAUCCCCCCGCACCCCACCCCGGAUCCCGGGAAAAGCCGGAGCCGCUCCCGGGGCGCGGAAGGAGCCGGGGCAGGAAGGGGGAAGGAGCGGGAGGCGGAUCCUGCACCAAGGAGGAAUCCCGAUCCCAAUCUCGAUUCCAAUCCUGAUCCCGAUCCCAAUCCCAGAGCGCAACGGGAGGAGCCACGACGCAUGCGCAGCAACGUCCCGAUGAUGACUCGCACGUUGCUCGGCAACGAAGGACGCUCCGUGACGCGCGCAUGCGCAAUAGACAACGCGCAUCACCGGUUGCCGGGUCCCGGUGCCGAUCCCAUUCCCGAUCCCGGUGUCGAUCCCGGUGCCGAUCCCGGUGCCGGUCCCGGUACCGAUCCCGGUACCGAUCCCGGUGCCGGUGCCGAGUCCGGCGCGGACUGGGAGCGCCAGCAGCGAAUCGCCGCCCGCCGGAACCGCAUCGAUGUCCGGCGCCGGGAAGCCCUUGGAGAGAAGGUGGAGCAGGAAGAGGAGGAGGAGGAGGAGGAAGAGGAGAGGAAGAGCCUGAAGCUGGUUGAGGAGACCGAGAGGGCCCUGGCCAAGCUGCUCUUCCACGGGACGCAGCUGCUGACGAAUGUCCAGGUGGAAUCCGACCUCCGGGAAUCGCGGCGGCGGGAAAAGGAGGGGCGGGAGAAGCUGAGGAGGUUGGAAAAGCUGGAGGCGGAAGCCAGGCACGGCACGGAAAAGUUGGAGGAGAUCAACUCCAAGUGGGCCCUGGUGGGGGACGUGAGGAUCCCGCAGGAAUUGUGGGAGCUGCUGGAGCAGCAGCAGGAGCAGUGCCAGGAGCUCCUGGCCGGGAAGAACCGGCUCAUCCGAGAGCUCCAGGAGGCGCUGAAGGCCAAGGAUGAGCAGUACGAGCAGGCCCUGAAGGAGCAGGCGGAUGCGAUCCGGGUGCUCCUGGAAAGGAUGGAAGAACAAACCAGGAAUAUACUCAAAGCCUACCGCCACAACCUCCGGCAGAUCGAGAAAACGUUCGAGGAGGAGCGUCGGGAAAUGCUGGUCAGCAACCGGAAGAGGUGGAAUGAGGCCAUCCGGGCCCACAACGAGCAGGAGCUGGAAUUCCUGCGGAAGCAGAUGGACAAGGCGCUGGAUUUCGAGCGGCAGCUGAACGAGCUGCAGGAUGAGAGCCUGGAAACCUACAGCAGCAUGAAAUUCCAGCUGGAACAGGACGUGCAGUACCUGGAGAAGAAGCUCCGGCAGAUGAAGGGGAUUUACCACCUGAACCAGGUGAAGCUGGAAUACAACCUGGACGUGCUCCGGCAGCUGGACGUGGAAAAUUCCACGCUCCGAUCCCAGCAGAAAAGGAAAAUCAACCGAUUGCGGACGUCCCUGGAACUGCUGAGGGCCAAAAUGGCCCAGCAGGAGAUGAAAUUCCAAGAGGACAAGCAGAGCCUGGAGUCGGAGCUGGAGCGGGUCACGGGGCAGUUCCAGGAGACGCGGAACCGGAUGAGGCAGCUGAUGCGCAGCAGCGCCGAGAAAUUCCGUCAGGUUUGGAUCGUGAACGAGGAAGAGGCCAAAGCGCUGAUCCGGGAAGCGCUGGAUGCCGAUCGGAUCAUCCACGUCCAGCAGCUGGGAAUGCCGUGGGAAGAGCCUCACUUGUGGUUCAUGGAUAACGUGGGGCCCCUGGGACGCGCCCAGGAAAAGGGGGAUGCCAUGGAGCUGGCCACGAAGCUUCUGGAAGGGCUCAAGUCUGGCAAACCGGAGCAGGAAGGGAGGAGGAGUAAGAAGAAAGGAUCCCGGAGCGCAGAGGGAGGGAAGGAAAACCAGGAAAGGAUCGAGAAAAGAAUCACAUCCCGGCCAGGCAUUCCCAGGAACACCCUCCGGAAAAUCCUGGAGGUCGUGAGCAAGGAGUCGGAAUUCCUGCUGGAAAACAAACUCCUAAAGCCGCUGAGGGAGGUGGUGGGACCCAGGAACGACGUCCAGCAGCUCCGAUCCAUCUUCGAGGCCCUCCGGAUCGAGGACGAGGACGAGCUGCGCGCCCUCGUGGAUUUUUUCCUGGACUACGAAUCCCACCACGCGCCCAAGAUCCAGGUCAGCCAGGCAGAAGAUCCUGCGGAUCCGGCUGAGGAGCGAGGGAAGAGCGGAUCCCAUUCCCAGCGGGAUCAGCGCCAGCCCCUCGGGAGCACCCCUCGCAUCCCGUCCAUCCAAGAGGACCAUGUCCUGACAAUCCUGAGGGAAUUCCUACAGGAAUUUGUCAAGCUGAGGUGGGAAUAG